Molecule: messenger RNA, 345 nt
Organism: Durio zibethinus
Lineage: Eukaryota; Viridiplantae; Streptophyta; Magnoliopsida; Malvales; Malvaceae
Product: EPIDERMAL PATTERNING FACTOR-like protein 1
Biological process (GO): guard cell differentiation; stomatal complex development
Source: RefSeq, a predicted model, not a curated record
AUGAGUUCACUUAUUUCUUCCCUCCUUUGCCGCUCUACCUUAGUUGUUACCCUUUGCUUUCUUCUUCUUCUUCUUCUUUCUCCAGCCUCUUCCCUUCGCCAGCUGGAGCCUCCAAGUUCCCCUGAUCGGGUUAGCAUUCAAGAGAAAACAAGGUUGGGAUCAACUCCUCCAAGUUGCCAUAACAAAUGCAACGGAUGUCACCCUUGCAUGGCAGUCCAAGUACCUACAUUACCGAGCCACCACCGAUUUCAACCAGGUUUGAGCAAAGCAAUCACUAAUCAAUACUCCAAUUACAAGCCUCUUGGUUGGAAAUGCCGAUGUAGUGAUCACUUUUACAACCCUUAA